CCAGGAGGAGAUGCCAUGACCUUCACCGUCACAGCCCUGCUCUGUCUGGGACUGACUCUGGGCCUGGGAACCCCAGUGCUGGCAGGGGAGCCCCCUAAACCUAUCCUCAGAGUACAGCCAGACUCGGUUUACAAGCAGACUACAGUGACCUGCUUCUGUGAGGGGACCAUAGGAGGCAGAGCAUAUAGACUCUACAAAGGAGAAUAUGAAAAAAUAAGUCACACAGAGAUUCCAGAGAAUCCUAAGAAGAAGGCUGUCUUCACAAUCUCAAAAAUAGACCAGCGGCAUGCAGGGCAAUAUCGCUGUCAAUAUGAGAUCCAUAGUGGAUGGUGGUCAGAGUUCAGUGACUCCCUGGAGCUGGUGGUGACAGGAGCCUACAGUAAGCCCAGCCUGUCAGCCCAGCCCAGCCCUGUGGUGACUGAAGGAGGGAAUGUCACCCUCCAGUGUGUCUCAGGGCAGUCAUAUCACAGUUUUGUUCUGGUUAAGGAAGGACCACAGAAGCUCUCCUGGACACUGGAAUCACAGUAUAACUACUCUACUAAAGAGAUCUAGGCCCUGUUUUCUGUGGGCCCUGUGACAUCAAGGCAAAGAUGGACAUUCAGAUGCUACAGCUUUAACAGGGACAGCCCACAGGUGUCGUCAGAACCUAGUGACCCCCUGGAGCUCCUGUUCUCAGGGACCCUCCACAAACCCACCAUCAAGGCUGAUCCAGGCUCUGUGGUCAUCUCAGGAAAUCCCAUGACCAUCUGGUGUCAGGGGACCCUGGAUGCAGAAAUAUGUUUUCUGCAUAAAGAGGGAAGCCAAAAACUCUGGGGCAUACAGACCCCAGAGAAGCCUGAGAACAAGGCCAAGUUCUACAUCCCUUCUGUGACACAGCAACAUGGGGGACAAUAUCGCUGUUAUUGUUACAGCUCAGCUGGCUGGUCAGAGCACAGUGACACCUUGGAACUGGUGGUUACAGGAAUCUACUACAAUAAAACCAGCCUGACAGACCUGCCCAGCCCUGUGGUGACCUCAGGAGGAAACAUGACUCUCCAGUGUGUCUCACAGGAUGGAUAUGACAAGUUCAUUCUCACCAAGGAAGAUCAGAAGUUCCUCAGCUCUCAGAACUCACAGUAUAUACAAAGUGUUAAGCAGUAUCAAGCCUUCUUCUUCGUAGAUCAUGUAACAUCAGACCACAGAGGAACAUUCAGAUGUUAUGGUUACUACAAUCAUACCCCUCAGUUGUGGUCAGUACCUAGUAAGCCCCUGGAAAUACACAUCUCAGGUCUGUCUAAGAAGCCGUCCUUGCUCACUCAUCAAGGCCAUAUCCUGGACCCUGGCAACAGCCUCACCCUGCAGUGUUGCUCUGAGAACAACUAUGACAGAUUUGUUCUAUACAAGUUGGGUGGAGCUGACUUCACCCAGUAUGAUGGCCAGUGGCCCCAGGCUGGUCUCUCCUUGGCCAACUUCACACUGGGCCCUGUGAGCAGCUCUACUGGAGGCCAAUACAGAUGCUAUGGUGCAUACAACCUCUCCUCUGAGUGGUCAGCCUCCAGUGAUCCCCUGGAUAUCCUAAUCACAGGACAGCUUCCCUUCAGUGCUUCCCUCUCAGUGAAGCCUAACUCCACAGUACACUCUGGAGACAACGUGACCCUGCUGUGUCAGUCACCAUACAAGGUGGACACUUUCAUUCUGUCCAAGGAGGGAACAGCCCACCAACCCCAGCGACUAAAAUCAAAGUCUGAAGCUUGGUAUUUCCAGGCAGAAUUCUCCAUGAGUGCUGUGACCUCUGACCUCUCAGGCACCUACAGGUGCUAUGGAUCUCACAACUCAUCUCCCUAUCUGCUGACACAAGCCAGUGCCCCUGUGGAGCUCACUGUCUCAGCCUCAGAGAACCAGGAUUACACAGUGGAGAAUCUCAUCUGGAUGGUAUUUUCUGUCAUGAUCCUCAUAGUCCUCGGGAUUCUGGUCUUUGAGGCUUGGGACAGCCAGAGACAGACCCACCAUGUAGCUGGGUUGUAA
Molecule: messenger RNA, 2004 nt
Organism: Peromyscus eremicus (cactus mouse)
Lineage: Eukaryota; Metazoa; Chordata; Mammalia; Rodentia; Cricetidae
Product: leukocyte immunoglobulin-like receptor subfamily B member 3
Biological process (GO): cytokine-mediated signaling pathway
Molecular function (GO): inhibitory MHC class I receptor activity
Source: RefSeq, a predicted model, not a curated record